CAGCUAACGGCUGAGCUUCUUGCCUGGUGGUCGACAACGAACUCCGGCCUCAUCUACCUUGCCGUCUCUCUGCCUCGUCUCCAACGGGGAGGAAAAAAAAAUUAGCGGGGAUUCAGAUGAGGCUCUAUCUCCGGCAAGCGGCGGCCGCGGCCACGGCCACCAGCUCCCCCCUGGCGGCCACCAUCCGCAAGGUAACCUCCCCGCCUCAACCGUUCUCCCUCUUGGCUCCACUGACCUGCCCACGAUUCUCUCCACAGAAUUCUCCAAGCUCCCUCACCCAUGGCCGGCUCGGCUUCAGCCACGCCCACACGUCGCUGCAGACGACGCCGAACCACCGCGGAAACCGACCAGGGUGGGCGGUGCGCGUGCUUCCCCUGACGGAGGAGAACGUGGAGAGGGUGCUGGACGAGGUGCGGCCGAGCCUGAUGGCGGACGGCGGCAACGUGGCGCUGCACGAGAUCGACGGCCUCGUCGUCGUGCUCAAGCUGCAGGGCGCCUGCGGCUCCUGCCCCAGCUCCACCAUGACGCUCAAGAUGGGCAUCGAGACGCGCCUCCGCGACAAGAUCCCCGACAUCCUCGAGGUCGAGCAGAUCGUCGACACCGAGACCGGCCUCGAGCUCAGCACCGACAACGUCGAGAAGGUACUUGAUGAGAUCAGACCAUACCUCUCCGGCACCGGAGGUGGAGGCCUCGAGCUGCUCCAGAUCGAUGGAUAUGUCGUCAAGAUUCGAAUCAGUGGACCUGCAGCUGGUGUAAUGACAGUUCGUGUAGCUGUGACACAAAAACUGAGGGAAAAGAUACCUUCUAUCAUGGCUGUUCAGCUCACGGAGUAGGAAACAUGAGUUCAUUUGUGCAUCAAUCAACAGAACGAAAUUCGGUUUUCCGGUGAAUGUUCGAUGCCAGUCUUAUACCUUUGAGUCAUUACACUGGAAUACAGAACCCAUAGCCAAAGGGAAUACAUAAUGUGGCUACUAUGCUAUUUCUACUA
Molecule: messenger RNA, 988 nt
Organism: Panicum virgatum (switchgrass)
Lineage: Eukaryota; Viridiplantae; Streptophyta; Magnoliopsida; Poales; Poaceae
Product: nifU-like protein 3, chloroplastic
Exons: 3
Coding region: 117-833 (238 amino acids)
Biological process (GO): iron-sulfur cluster assembly
Cellular component (GO): mitochondrion; chloroplast stroma
Molecular function (GO): iron-sulfur cluster binding; iron ion binding
Source: RefSeq, a predicted model, not a curated record